UAUGGUUUAGUCUUUACUGAACAACCACACGAGUUACAUUUCCACAUCAAAGCCUUUCAAAAAAUUUCGAUUCUAUACAAUAGUUAAAGUAAUGUGAAAAGUCAAUUUUCUAACAAUGUCAAAAACAAUUAACGCGGAUUAUACGUUCGUUCGCAAAAAAGCAAUAAGACGGAGCCGACUAAAAUUUUUAAAAAACGACUCCCACAAUGUAAGUCAUCGAAGACAUGGAAGUAUCAAUCUUAGUCCUCAGAAAAGGUUGCUGUCAAUAAUGACGGACACGGAAAUUGGAACAGAUAUCCGCGAGCCAAUUUAUCGGCAUAGAAAAAAAUUGAAAAAUAGUGAAAAAAUAUUUAUUAAAUCGGGCGCUACAUCUUCGUUAAUUUUACUGACACUGAAUAACAAAACGAUGUCAAUUAAGCCAAUGCCAUGUGAAAAUUUGAAACUGACUGAAAAUACUAAAAAUCCUAAAAUAAAAUUAAAGCCACUUGAAAAUACAUAUGGUCUCAAAUAUUUUGGGUGGUAUACAAAACUGAAGCGUGAAAUUAUAAAAAGCUUCAGAACAAAAGUUUUUCCUGUCAAUGGAAUUCAAGACUCAGACGGAGGAUUUUUUGAGAACUUGGGAACAUUAUUAGCAGAAAAAGUCCGAGCUCAAGAGCUUGCAGAAGGACCGCUACCAGUUAAAUCUGACAAUAAUUACGAGGAAGAUGUGAUAAGCGAGGGAGGAAGUAUAGAAGAACCAACUGAAGCUCUGCUCGAAUCCGACAGUGAUAGAGAUGAAAAUGAACAAGCUUUAGAUAUUGUCAUUGGCUCAGUUGGUUGGAAUAUCGAAGAACUUUAUACGGCUCUUGUUUAUAUGACGCAACACCAAAUCGGUUAUGAUGUUACAAAUGAGUGUGGACGGGAAACUUUGCUCAACCAUCUGCAGCAAGCUUUCAAGGUUGACAACGAGGUACAUUCACAAGUUAUAGAGGAAACUCAAAACAUGGAGGCACCGGUAAUGCAUCUAAAUGUUGAAGUAAUAGAAGCUAAAGAGCUUAUUUCAAAAGAUUCAAACGGCAAAAGUGAUCCAUUUUGUGCACUUUAUCUUGACUCAGCACCAACUCGAAGAUACAACACGGCUGUCAAGACAUCGACAUUGACUCCAGUUUGGGAGGAACAUUUUGAAUUACCUCUUGAUGAUGCUGAAAAUGAUACUCUGUGUCUUGAAGUUUGGGAUUUUGACGCAGCGGAAACGGUACCGGAAAAAAUGAGCAAAGUAAAAGACGUUAAAGGUGUACGUGGGUUAGUAAAACUAGCUAAAGAAAUUGCUGUUACUGCGACGACUGGUAGUCAUGAUAAUGAAUUUAUUGGUCGAUGCAAAAUACCAUUGAAAGACAUUCCGGUAACUGGGCACACAACAUGGUAUUCACUUGAAAAAAAAAAUAAAUCUAAACGACGGGGUGUCGUUAAACUCAGACUGGCAUUCAGUGCAGAACAUAAUACUCAAGUUGCAGCACAAGAGCACCGGCAUCUAGUUAGAAUUUUACUUCUUCAUGAAUUGGAAACAGAAAAAGUUGAAAAAUAUUGUUGGUGUGGUCGUUGGUCUGCUCCAGCUGAAGCUUUGAUUCUUCAGCAUAGUGCGCAACGUGGAUUGUUAGCAAGAAAUGUUUCAUUGGCGCAAUGGGUUGAAUACUCACGUAUUCAUCAGCAACAUCCGCUUCAUUUUUCUGUUUUUAACAAAGUCGCUGUCGAAUUACUUAGACCGUUGGAAAAUUGUUUGUUUUCGAAAGACGAAGAAAAAUUGUUCUGGGAUGCUACGAGAAAAAUUAUUUAUUCAUGUUUGAACAGCAUCAGAAAAAUAAGAAGACUUUCUCCUGGUGAUAAAAAUGUUAUGACACAAAUGGGCGCUAUUUUAGGGAUCCUAUCAUCGAUUUCUUCACUUCGAGUUCCUGAGGAUUUUGAAUUAUUUCCUGUAAAGAUGUUUGGCUGGUUUCCUGAGCCAGAUGAUACAAAAGUUGACGUGAUGAAGGCAUUAGAGUAUUCAGUAAUUCAAGGCGGAGCUGAAUGGUUUGAUCAUAUAUUGAAUAACAAUACUCCAGACAGUGAUAGUGACGAUGAUGCACUGAAGUAUCAAAUAAAAGUAAUCCAAUUAAUUAGAGCAGAUCUUCAGCGAGCAAUGGAAACUUAUGACCGUAUGUUUAUUAAAAAAAUCAAUUUCCCGUACGCACGUACACUUUACAUCAUGUAUGAAAAACGAAUAAGUGAUAUGUGUAUGGUAAUUAUUGAAGACGUCUGUCUUCGAUUAAAACGAAUUGAAGUUGACAGUCACGAUGAAGCGGAACUUACAUUAGGUACAACAUUAUUCGAGCUGUAUCUCACUCUACAGCGAUACGCUGUUUUAAGUAACAUGUUUUGUCUCGACGGAAUUGACCAAAUGAAAAUUCAAAGCUACCACGAAUGGUUUAGAGCCGGAGUUUCGCAUUGGUUAGAUAUAUCUGUGUACAAAGCAUUAAGAAGAAUUGAAAGAGCUGUUGAGUUCGAUACACUUCAACCAGUUGACUCCAGUGUGCAGUACAGUUCCAGUGCCGUUGAUACUUUAACGAUAUUCUACCAAAUAAAAGUCUUCUGGACUCAAUUAGCUUGGCCGGAUAUCGAAGGCUCCUACACCUUUAUUGCUAAGAUAAUAGAUGACAUUUGUAAGUGCACUAUUUCAUAUGCUGAUAUGAUGGCAUCAAAAGCUGAAAAAGUCGAUCAACAAAUUCAGAACUCAGAAAACAAUAGUAGUGUUUACGACAAUAAAUUUGAAGUAUCAAAUGCUUGGUGCUUUGCCAUCAAUAAUAUUGACUACAUCAGAACUUCAAUCGAACCCUUGACUCAUGAUUUAGGUCUUCAAGACAUCAUUGAUAGUCUAAGUGAAAACAAAACUCAACAGGAAGCUGACCGUUGUCGACAAACUCUGCAACUUCUCAUCAACAAUACUACGGACACUGUAAAAAAUAAAAUAAUCGAAUUACUUGAAGUUGUAGCAAGUAAAAUGCAGCCUGCUAUGAGUAGAUAUCUAAUGGAAGGCGCUGAGUUAAUAGACACUACGAGCAAUGCAAUGGAUCGUUUGCUACAGUAUUUAGAUUCAAAUAUCACGACAUUGCAUGAUAGCCUUAAUGAAGACAAUUUCGAACGUGUUCUUUUGGUUAUCUGGGAAAUAAUGUCAGAAACUUUGUAUAAACUUGUGCAUUCAAACUUGGAAAGACGUAGACCUCCGUCAUUUUAUUCGAAUCUUAAUCGUACUUUACAUACAUUAAUAAGAUUUUUCAAUUUGGGUGCUGAUGAGACUGCUAAUGUACAAAUUUUAGAAAAAAUAGAACGGCUUCUUAGUCUUCAUGGACUUGAAACAGCGGAAUUGAUUCAUCGCUAUCAUUUGGAACGGGCACAAGCACAAAAAAAUAUUGAAGAAGCUUCACUUGGAAUGCUCACCGUUCGCGCCCAAUUUAUCAGCAAUUCGUUGAAUGUACAAAUUCUAAAUGCCCGAAAUCUCCGCCCUAUGGAUAGUAAUGGAGAUUUAAUAGGCAAGCUGUCUACUCUUGAGCGCAAACUACAUUCAAAGAGUAAACAACCGACUAAAAGACUGAAAGAGAUGAAGACAAGAAAAUGUGAUUCGUACGUAAAAAUAAGACUAUUGCCGGAGGAAAAAUUCUGUGAUGUAAAAUUACCGAAAACUCAUGUGCAGAAAGAAACACUUUUUCCUCUUUUUGAUGAGACUGUUAACAUUUCUUUGACUCCAGAACAAAGGAGUAUUGAGAAUGCAAUUGUAGUUUUUGAGGUUAAAGAUAAAGAUUUUCUACGAACUAGAUUUAUGGCAGAAGCAUUUUUGCAGUUUAGUGAUAUUCCUGAUACCGGUCAUGAUGUUGGAAUCGAUUCUCUGGAUCAAGUUCAUUUAAAAUUAUCACGACCAGUAGAUAAAACAACUGAUGUAAUUCGUGCCUUAGAACAUCGAAAAGGAGAUAAUCAAGCAAUGGAUUUUAUUGCUAAAUUCAAUGCUAAGAUAAAUUCAAGAUAAUUUUAUCGAUAUUUUUACGAAACAAUAAAAAACUUAACAAAAUACUUUAGAUAUUUGAAUAUUUUUUGUAAAUAACAUUUGUUGAAUAAGUAAAAUAUUAUUAUUAUUAUUGUAAUAUUGCAAAUAUAUAUUGUAUGCAAAUUUAUUUAUAGUUGAAUAUAUAUUAUAUUGUUUUUAAUAAAAUUAAAAAAAAAUUUUUGUAUCGAAUUUGAAAUUUAACUUUGAUGCUUAUUCUUUCUUAUGAAAAGAAACGAUUUAAGGAGGUUCGACCGAAUCUAAUGUAAAAAACAUUUUCCAACUUUAAGAUUUGAAAGUAUACAUGUAAAUAAGUACUUUAUCUAUGUAUUCUCAAAAUUUGAAUAUGACCCACCGUCUAGUUUUUUAGAAAAAAAGAUUUAAAAAUGACGUUUUUAAAGUUCUUAUACGUAGGCUCUUAUGACGGACAAGCUCCCGUCGUGACUUGUUCGAGUAUUUUCAUCAUUAACCUCCCAAGUUUAAGAAAUGAAAAACCACAUGCCGUAAACUUGAAUAUUUUUAGAAUAUGAUAAGAUUUUAACAAUAUAGUGUUACCGUUGUAAUUAUUUAGAUAAUUCAAGUUAAACUUUAUUAUUUAAUCUCGUUCAUCGACAGAGAUACAUGUUAUUGAGGGUUUGGCAACAUCGCGGAAGCAGCUGAGAGAAAAAACAAAGAUAGAUGUACAUUAAUAAGAGAGACGAGAUUAGAAACAAAUUUUCCCGCUUUAAUUUGAAUAUCGAUGUGUAAGAAGUUAGAGCGCGUUGUUGCCAAAUCUUUUUAUUAAAUCAUAUGAGUCAAAAAUAACCAAGUCAUUUCAUUACUUUCUUUAAUUAAAUAAAUAAUAAAUAUUAAUUUAUGAAUUCGUUAUGUUAUUAUAAAUUAAAAUAAUAAAUUUUUAUAACUAUUAGGAGAAUUUAGCAAACGAAAAAAUUCAAACACUACUUCGACACACUAGUUGCGGUCGAACCUCCUUAAAACGAUUAGAAAAAAAAAAUUUUUAAUCUUUUUUAUUGCUUUUUAUUACUUCGAAUACUUUUGAUUCGUCCUUCUUACGGGCAUUUAACAUUGCAAAUUGUUUCGAAUCGUUUCUUUAAAUCAGGGCUUUUUUCUCAAUAGUAAUAACAAAUGGCUGCAACAAUAAUAAUAUUCUUUAUUCCUUUAAAAAUAAAUAUUAAAUGCGGGUUCGAGCCCAGCAGUCACCGGGAUUUUUUCGUCAAUAAAAUGCAUAUUUACUUCCUUUAAGUAUAAUGCCCCUAAAUACAUUAGAUAACACUCUGGAUAAAAUUCAGACUUUUUUAUUCAACGCAGACCUGAUUUGCGCGCUUUAUGAGGUCUGCGUUGCGAAACCUAAACGGCUGUUUAUCAAACGGUGCAAAAAGUUGAAUAACGUUAAAGCAGAUAUCCUUGUUUUCCACCAGAGUUGCAAAAAGUGAGUGUUGUAAUGAAAUUUCGAUUGCCAUUAAUCGCGUAAAUCAGACAGUUGUUGAAAGUAUAGUAUUGAAAAAUAAAAAAACUAUUUGAGACAUGCACUUGAAAUUCGAGUAUGUUAUUUUUGAAAGUAUAAACUUUCG
This is a messenger RNA of Microplitis demolitor, 5619 nucleotides long. It is a transcript of the gene stac, whose product is annotated as protein unc-13 homolog 4B. NCBI's taxonomy places the organism in Eukaryota, Metazoa, Arthropoda, Insecta, Hymenoptera, Braconidae. The transcript is spliced from 10 exons. The record is from RefSeq and is a predicted model, not a curated record. The coding region runs from base 116 to 4033 and encodes 1305 amino acids.